GGAGGUUUCGUGCUCUGCGAUUCACCCUGGUUCAAGCAGGACUUGGGGCCAGGCGUGGGCUGAGGAGAUGGCCACAUCGCCCUGGCUUUGGGAGCAGAGAAACACUGCGGGGCGAAGGUACCGAGGAGGUACUGGGCAGGGAGUAGGCACCCAGAAUGGUUUGGAUGGUGCCCUUUGUCUGCCUGUGCUCAGGCCAGGGUCAUGGUGUGGGUCACCUGUCUGGAAGCACGCUGUCCCCGCAGCAGUCCUGGGCACCUCUGGCUCACAGCUCCCUGGGGGACCAUGACCUGGCAGGCUGAGAACGAUGUGGACCUGGAGCAGGCAUGGGAAGACAAGCGAGACGUUCAUGAAGGUGAGGGCAGAGGUGGGAAGGGGCGGUGGGACAGAUGCAGGGACCCCACGUCUUGGUGCUGCUGGGGGAAGCCAGCGCACUUACCCCACCUGUCAGCCCCAGCACCCCCCCAGGCCAGUCCUGCCUCCUCCCGUGCUGCCAGCGUGCGAAGGCUCUGGGCACGGGCUCCUUGCACCCCAGGUGCCUGUACUUGGCACAGGCAGAGGAGAUCACAGAGGCAGAGACUUCCCCGCCUGCAGAAGUCGUUGCCUCGCCAUUUCUGUUAGUGCUCAAGAAGGGGCUCAUUUUAGCAGAGGUUUGUGGUCUUUGCCACAUGCAAAACUCCGCGCUCAUUUUCACUCUCCCACACGCAACAGAGAGGUAAAACUUUCCCUCCAGGGCUCCCUUCUGCCCCCACCACCGGCAUUGUCACAGCCCUGCCAGGCAGGUACGCGCAUGGCUGCUUCUGAUGCUUCACCCCGUGAGGGGAGCCAGAUCAGGCUCCUGGUCACAGGUGCUGGGAUCGGAGCACAGGGACCGCCUGCUUGUCCCUCCUGUAGUCAUGACGUUUGUCCCCUUCCCCCUUCCCUGGCUCCCAGAAAUGACUUGGCAGUACCAGGAGCUGCAGAAGCAGGUAGCAGCCCACAGCCAGCGCUUGGAGGCGAAGGUGAAGAGCCUGCAGGAGCAGCUUGCCGCCAGGCUCCGGGAGAGCCAGCAGACCCAGGAUGCCACCUAGGCAUUAGCGCAGAGGGACAGGACCAGCCAGCUGCAGGGCAGGCUGGAUGCCGUGGACAUGGAGUAUGAGAUCCUCCAUGUGAGUAGCCUGGACCUUGUGCUGGCCAAGAUGGCAGAGGCCAGCCAGCACUGGGAAGAAGUAGGAACAGCCGUUGCCAUAGAGUACAAGGAGCUCCUGAAGGAGUUCGGUCUCAGCCCCCUGGAGAUACAGUGCCCUGGGGCUCCCAGGACAGGCCAGGCUCUCAGCCCCUACCUCCCUGUCAGCACACCUGGAGAGCUUCCCACAUCCACUUCCCAGCGCCCCAGCUACCCGCGCUGGGUAAGAGAAGGCGGGUCCUGUCUGCCCCUGGGAUGCCCUGCUGUGUCACAGUCCUCUCCAUAA
This is a messenger RNA of Falco peregrinus (peregrine falcon), 1448 nucleotides long. RefSeq names its product coiled-coil domain-containing protein 153. Lineage: Eukaryota; Metazoa; Chordata; Aves; Falconiformes; Falconidae. The record is from RefSeq and is a predicted model, not a curated record.